Messenger RNA from Diceros bicornis minor, 7975 nucleotides. It is a transcript of the gene MTMR8, whose product is annotated as myotubularin related protein 8. Bases 118 to 2220 code for a protein of 700 amino acids. Gene Ontology annotation, molecular function: phosphatidylinositol-3,5-bisphosphate phosphatase activity. The transcript is spliced from 15 exons. Gene Ontology annotation, cellular component: nuclear envelope. Gene Ontology annotation, biological process: dephosphorylation; negative regulation of autophagy. The record is from RefSeq and is a predicted model, not a curated record. Lineage: Eukaryota; Metazoa; Chordata; Mammalia; Perissodactyla; Rhinocerotidae.
GGGAGGGCGGCAGGAGCCCAGGUUGGGCAAACUCCGAGGCAGCGAGAGCAGUGGUGGUGGCGGCGGCAGUGGCAGCCUCAGUAGCACUGAAGACUUCCGGUGGCGUGAACCGCGGUCAUGGACCAUAUCACGGUGCCCAAGGUAGAAAAUGUGAAAUUACUGGAUCGUUAUGUGGGUAAGAAACCAGCUAAUGGGAUUCUAUAUCUUACUGCAACCCACCUGAUCUAUGCGGAGGCUUCUGGUGCAGCCCGGAAAGAAACAUGGAUUGCACUGCAUCACAUUGCCACUGUGGAGAAGUUGCCAAUCACUAGCCUGGGCUCUCCCCUGAUCCUCCACUGCAAGAACUUCCGGGUGGCACACUUUGUUUUAGACUCUGACGUUGUGUGCCAUGAGGUUUAUAUUUCACUGCUCAAGCUUUCUCAACCAGCAUUACCUGAAGAUCUGUAUGCUUUUUCUUAUAAUCCCAAAUCCUCAAGAGGGAUGAGGGAAAAUGGAUGGAAACUGAUUGACCCAAUAUCAGACUUUGGGCGUAUGGGAAUACCCAAUAGGUACUGGACCAUAACAGAUGGGAACAAAAACUAUGAGAUAUGCAGUACCUACCCUCCCGAAAUAGUGGUUCCUAAAUCUGUUACCUUGGGAACGGUAGUUGGAAGUUCGAAGUUCAGAAGUAAAGAACGUGUCCCUGUGCUCUCCUAUCUCUACAAAGAGAACAAUGCUGCCAUUUGCCGCUGUAGCCAGCCUCUGUCUGGAUUUUACACUCGCUGCAUAGAUGAUGAGCUCCUGCUAGAGGCUAUUAGCCAAACGAACCCAGGGGGCCAGUUUAUGUAUGUUGUAGACACAAGACCAAAGUUGAAUGCCAUGGCCAACCGAGCAGCUGGGAAGGGUUAUGAAAACGAAGACAACUAUGCCAACAUUCGCUUCAGGUUCAUGGGGAUUGAGAACAUCCAUGUGAUGCGGAGCAGCCUGCAGAAACUCUUGGAAGAAUUACAGAGGCUGGUGUUCAGGGUUUGUGAAUUGAAAACUCCAACAAUGAGUGAAUUUCUUAGCGGCCUGGAGAGCUCAGGGUGGUUGAGACACAUUAAAGCUAUUAUGGAUGCUGGAAUUUUCAUUGCAAAGGCAGUGAAGGUAGAAAAGGCCAAUGUCUUAGUCCAUUGUUCUGAUGGGUGGGACCGCACAGCACAAGUCUGCUCUGUGGCCAGCAUCCUCCUAGAUCCAUUUUAUAGGACAUUCAAAGGACUCAUGAUCCUGAUAGAGAAGGAAUGGAUAUCCAUGGGCCACAAGUUCUCCCAAAGGUGUGGCCACCUGGAUGGAGACUCUAAAGAGGUAUCCCCUAUCUUCACCCAAUUCCUAGACUGUAUCUGGCAAUUAAUGGAACAAUUUCCUUGUGCCUUUGAGUUUAAUGAAAACUUCCUGCUGGAGAUCCAUGACCAUAUUUUCUCCUGCCAGUUUGGGAACUUUCUUGGAAACUGCCAGAAGGAUCGGGAAGAUCUGAGAGUCUAUGAGAAAACCCAUUCCGUAUGGCCUUUCUUGGUUCAGAGGAAAACAGACUUCAGGAACCCUCUCUAUAAAGGCUCCACUAUGUAUGGCGCACUCAAUCCUAGUACUGUGCCCUACAACAUUCAGUUCUGGUGUGGGAUGUAUAACCGCUUUGACAAAGGGCUGCAGCCCAAACAGAGUAUGAUAGAGAGCCUCCUGGAAAUUAAGAAGCAGAGAGCAAUGCUGGAGGCAGAUGUGCACAAACUGGAAAAGAAACUGAAAGCUCGUGAUGAGCCACGAGAAGAAGUUUGUACCUGUUCUCAAUUAGGGAAUUUAUUAUCUCAGCAUCUGGGAAGUCCUUUGACCAAUCCUCUCAGCUUUAUGGGUAUCGAUGGAGACCUGAAUACCUUGAUGGAGAAUGGUACCCUGUCCAGGGAAGGAGGCCUCCGAGCUCAGAUGGAUCAAGUAAAAAGCCAGUGUGCAGACCUCCACCGUGACUGUUGUGGAAUCAUGGGUAGCCUUAGGGCCAUAAACAUUUCUGGGGAUGUGGGCUCCUCUGGAGACACAGGCAUCACUGGGGCCAUGGGCAUCUCUGGCAACUCAGGCAUCUCUGAGGCUAUGGGCUUCUCUGGAGACAUGAGUAUCUCUGGGGCCAUGGGCUUCUCUGAGUGCAUGGGCAUCUCUGGGGACACAGGCAUCUCCAAGGCCUGCACCAAGGAGGCGGGCUGCUCUAAGCAACAGUAAGCUACUCAUCUGCUUCCUUACUAGGUGUGCCUGCAGCACCCACAAUGAUCCUUGUUCCAAAGAAGGUUAUGCUGCUUUUCCAAUUGGUUUAAAUGAGUGAGGCCAGGGUACCUCUCUUCCCAUUAAGAGUCUGGAAGGGGAUUUAGGGCCUUUACUGGUUAAGCAACCAGUAUAUGCAUGUCAAGUAGCCAAGAAUGUAGGCAAAACAAAGAAUAUGUUAUUGUUCUAGAAUGGGAUUUCACUUUAGAAAUGUUGCCUUUCAGCUGAGAUAUUAGGCUGGUUCCAUUAUUCCAUUUUUUUUUUUAAUGAUAAACCUCCCCUACUUUUCUACCCUCAUUGCUGUAGCAUGAGAACAAAGUGGAAAUAUUGUCACAGUGGAGAAUUAAGACCCUGUUGAGGGGAUGGAGACACAGUGUGCAGCAGAUAACUGAAUUGCAGAAUGGUUUAAAAGAAAAUUUUACUUUCAGGUAUGUUUAGUGAUAGGAUGUAAGCUAACAUUAUUGCCAGUAGAGACCCCAACAUUUGCCUGAGAAAUAAAUGAAAAUGAUCCUUAACUCUUAGUAUGCAUGCUUGGUGGUUUAGAACAUAUAACAAAAUAGUUUUCUUAAGUUACAACCCUUGCUCUCCUCAACCCACACCCCAGCUAGGUCUUGUAAUACGCAGCCAACUCCUUUUUUCAUAGAUAGCCCAUAGGUAAACUUGAAUCCACUACAUUCUAAAAUGAUCAAUUCCAAAUUAGUGAGGUCUGAUUUAAUAACAUUGAUUAAUAGCAAUCUCAACCUCAGUUCAGAAGACAACUGAAAAUCUCAGUGCUUUAGACCCUGGCUUACACAUGGCCCAUCUAAGUUUUCCUAAAACAACCCUGUUCUUAGGUCUUUUUAUGAAGACCAGUGGUUUUGCUUCUCUAGACAUCACAUCAAGUUUGUGGAUUUUUAGACACAAUUGGCGCUACUUUUAAAAUCUGGUGGGUUUAUCACCUUAUGCUAAUGUACACUUUCAGAAAAAGUUCAUUCUUAUAGCAGGUCCAAAUACUCCUAGGAGAAGAUAUGUGUUCCUUGUUGUUUAAACACUAGAUUUUCCCCAUAGGGUUGUAAGAAAGUGUACUUACUGUACACUUUCCUAUUGGAUAUUCAGUCAUGGUUUACCCGCUUCCACAUGCUGAGGUGAGGUGAGCUUUGGGCAGUUUGGGUCAUGUACUAUAUAUUGUCAACAUUUCCAUUGCCAACAGAAUCCUCACCUAAGAUGUCUAUUCCAAAUACUCUAUGCCUGGUUUAAGCUCAAAAAUGAGAUGUGUUAGUGAAAGAGCCAUCUCUGUUACUACCACAUCCAGUUGUAAACACAAAUGUCUCUAAAAGAUCACCUUAUUAGUUACUUUUCUUUGUAAGAAAAGAAGUGCCUUUUAAUUUAAGUGUUAGAAGUGGAGAGAAGAGCCAGGAUAGUUCCUUUAUUUCUUCCCCCUAGCUAAACUAUGAACCCAAAACAACCGUCCUCUUUAGAGGAAGAACUCUAAAUCAUUUGGGUUGUCUUUUUUUCAUGUGUAAAUAGGAGCCAUUUUUCUACUUAUCUUUUCUUGAUAGCUGCCUUAUUUCUAUAAUUUUAAAGCAUCAAGGUGAUUUCCUAAUUGUAUCUUCUCUGAUCCCUCUCUUUCCACAAUUUGGUCCUUGGCUUAUACAACCUAAAUCAUAGAUGUUGCCAGUUGCCAUUUGACUUCUUACUUCUGGAAAAAAAUGGGAUUUAUGCAAAUCGUUUUGAUCUGGAGGCUUCAUCUAACCCUGGUUUUGUGAAGGAAGUUGUCAAAGAGGAUGCCACAAUUGAGUCUAUUCUGGGUCUCGCUUUAUACCCAGGGCUUUCUCCCAUAUCUCAAUCUGAAUUUUACAGUCUAUUACCAUGAUAUUCCAGAUAUAGUGUGUUAAGGUUUUUUCAGGGAAAGGAAAAAGGCAAAUGGUGAGACAUAGUAGUUUUUGCAAAUAAAACUACUAUAAAAAGUUAGUUCAGGGGUCUCAGAUUUAUUUCUACAGACCUGUACAAGGGAAGUACAUAGUGCCAAACCUUAUUUCUUAGAUCCAAGAUAAAAUUAAUCAACAGUGGAAAGGUCUUUUCAAUACAGUUCUAAACUGAGAAGUGGUAAAGAGCCACACUGGUAUUUCCAAAAGCAAAAACAAAAUUUUUAAAAAGACUAUCUUAUUUUGUUGAGGAUCUAAGGCCAUGGAAUCAAUUUCAGCCUAAAGAUCUGUGAGGUCAAUUUGUUUUAUCUUUUAUUAUUUUUAUUCCCCAACAUGUCCCAUUAUUGCUUGUAUAUAACAUACAUGGACCUAAGGAAAGCCUUGUGAAGAUCCCCUGUUUACUCUCAACACCAAACACCUCCCCAUUUCACAGCUGGAUUUGAAACUCUGAGAGAGGAAAAAAGUUCAGUGGAAUCCAAAUAUUUAUGUACUGUUAAAAAUCCAGUAGUUGUCAAUAGUCAGAAGCCUAGCAAUAGAGAGUAGACUCCUGAAGGAAAGUUGCUAGGUGUACUAGAAAAGAUGAUCUAUUAAUGGCUUUCAUUUCAUACCCUCAUAUAGCACCUAUGCUGUGAAAGAAAUGUGACUCCCUCCCUCACUGACCUACCCUUCCAGUUCCCUGAGCAGAAAUUCCAUUCUCAUGUGACUGUCCCACUUAAAUAGGAAGGCAUUUAACCCCUUGCCACUGUCUCAUCCACUACCUGAACUCUGCCUUUUUUCUGCACAAGUUUCAUGGGCCUGGGGUCACUACUUAUCUUUUCUAAGCAUGAGGCACACUCUAUGCCUGUGUUGUGGCCGUGCUCAGGUUCACACAACAUUUUUUAAAAUUCAUUAAUUAUUUACUUACUUUAUAGAAUGACAGAUUCCUCAUGGUAAUAAAUAAAAUAACAAAAUAACCAACCUAAGUAACAGCUAAUGGUCUGACUUUUUAAAGAAGAAAUUCAGGGAUAGGGUUUGAUAUAUGAAAGAAAACCUGAAACUCUAUUUGGAACUAACAGGGCAAGAAUGUAAAGCUUAUGGUGCAUGUAUUGGGCACAGUUAUCUUUGGAAAGUCGCCCUAGAAAUUGUAUUCAGUUACUACCAAGUCAGUUGUCAUUGCCUAUCAAUGUGCAUGGACACAUUUUGUCUGAGACACACCUCAUACUUCACUGAAAGUAAGAUCUUGCCCUGAUCCCUUCCAACCAGAAGGAACCCAAGUCUUUUUAAGAGGUGCUUUUCAAACCAAAUUGGUAAAUAUUUAAGCUUGACCCGAAUUUAGCAGAAAGAGAAGUUUAAUAACUAUGUCAGAUCUUUGUUACAUACUGGUUUUUAUUAAACACAUAACACCUUUUCUUGAUGCUGUUAAGCUUUGAUAUAUCACUGGGAAAUCUUUCUAUGAGAACAUUUUAUAAAGUGGCAGUUUAUAAACUGUUUUCAAAUAGUUGCACAGGGAAAUGUAAAUUACCUUUUAAGAAAAAUACUUCUCUCAAAAUGGGUAUACUAUACUUCAGAUUGGUUUAUACCUAGGAAGAUUGUUCUCACUUUCUCUCUUAAUUCCCCAUGUGUAUGAUUUAGUGUUAUCUGUUGUACCAAAUCUUUUCCCCACCCUCAGGCCUCUCGCUCCUGGAAUUCUAUGUAUGGUACAGGCAGAUAGGAUUCCAACCAAAUAUGGUUGCUUUCUUCUAAGUGCCAAAUGUAGAACUGACUUUUGAUAUAGUUUGAAAAACAAACAAAAAGUAAACAUGGAUUAAGCCUUAAAUUUUUUCCUGUGGGGUUGUUUUUCUCAUAUAAUGUGAAAAAAUGGCUUGGCCCUUAGGUGAUACCCAACAGACAAAGGACAAGGGAAAAUAUUUGGGGUUGUAAAGGACUAUUAGUUUGUUAUCUUUUUAAAGGCAGUUCUGUUUUCAAAGCAUUUGAUGGCAACACAGAAGCUUUCCCAAGGCAAGAAAAAAAAAGUAAUUUUCAAGCCAUACAGAACAUGUCUUCUCCAAUUCCUUGGCUGUGAGACCGACAGUCUGUGCCUUCCCCUUAAAUAGGAAGUUUUGGUUUUGUCACCAAUCAUGGCAGCCCAUGUCUCCUUUAGAUGUCAGUGCAAGUAAAAGCGUGUUACAUGCUCUGUGAUUUGUGAAUUGUCUUCACAAAAGGCAAGUGUACUAGAAAGCAGCUAAUUUAGACCCGUGUGUCUUGCUGGGGCUAAACAAAAACAUGUUCAGAAUUUGGCCAGUGUGAAACCAAAGGCUUCCAUGUUAAGUCCGGUGCUCUGCCUCCUAGUGUUUUCUAAAGCUUGGGGGGUGAACUAAAAGCUUCUUUCUCUUCCAAAGCUUUAUUGCCUUUCAACCAUUUUCAUGGCUUCGUACUCUGACUCUUUAGAGAGCCCUACACCAGCCCUCAUAGAAUCUCACUUGUGGAGAAGUUGAGAGGGGGAGGGCAGGAGGGAAGAGAAGGUAAAACAGAAAUACACCUGUCCAGUUAAGCAAAGGAGCAUAUGCAUAUCCAGGAUGACCAAAAUUCCAGUUAAGAUUUCAUGUGCUCCAAUAAGGUCCAAAAAAGGUCCUCUUUUCCAGGCAGUACUGUGGCUGAUGUAUUUUCUUUUAAGGCUAUCUGUUACACUGGCAGAAACUCUUUCAUUAAGAAUGCUCUGAGUUGUGUAUUUUCUUUGUCAACACUUUUCUCUGAUAGGGCAUGUGAUCCUGGAUUUUUUUCUUUUAAAAGGUCAAGGAUAGUGGGUGGUAUUCUCUUCCCUUAAUAUGUCCCUAAGGCAGAUGAGUUCUGAACCCCUUCUUUGCCUCUUUGUAGCUGAAACAUCAUUAGGCCCUUCACCAGUCAGGUGAGAAUAUGUACACCAAAGUCACUAGGUGAUCACUGUUGAAAUACUGAUGUCUCUGAUCCCACCUCACAUGCAGUUGGACACACUGGUUCAUAUAAAAUAUCUCCACCAUCUCCACCUCACUCACAUUUGCAGACAGGGUUGUUUCGUAAUUUGUAAAUGCCAAUAGGCAUGCAGAGCACAUAUUCUAGUUCUGAAACGGAGCACGUUCUGUAUUCUAGUUAACAGUGCCUCAGGCUUAGGAACAGCUAACAAGUUCAGUGCUUUUGGAAUGUAGCUUAUAGUAAGAUUAUUUGUAUAUGUGUUUACUCUAACUUUAGUAACAUCUGGUCUCACAGGUCAUUUGGGCAUUCAAAUGAAGAGAAUUUAUCUAAGAAUAAAAAACUCUUUUAGUGCUAGACCUCUAACUUUGAUAUUGUCCAGCUAAGUGCCAUGAGGAAUUUAGGGUAUGUUAAGCCAGAGAUGAAAACCAAAGUGAUGGUGAAGCAAUUGGCCUUUUCCCUGGGAUGUGUUGAUCAGGCAGCUUUAGAAGUAGGAUUCAAAUAUAUGACCAGUAUUAUCUGUAGUGUGUUAAUGUUAGCCACAUACCUGCAUGGACAUCAUGCAACUGAUGUAUAAAUCAGUAUCCAAGCUGCAUAGGUUCUUUGAGGACCUGACUUUUCAUUAGCCCCAGGUUUACAGAAUGACGCUGUCACAGCAGCUCAAGUCUGAACUUGCCAGGGUACAACGGUGUGUAUGGUUAACCUUAAACUUCCUGUUGUGUGUUAUCUUGAACCUGUCAUACCAUUGGGGUAUGGGUGUGUGACCCUGUCAGGAUGUUCACUGCCAUUUGUUUAGUCCAAUGCCAAAUUGCUCACUGGCCCCCUUCUACAGUUGUGUUCCAAUUUGAAGAUGUUUGGUUGAUACAGUUUUUUGGUCUAAAAUUAAAAAAAAAAAAACUUUGAUCUUU